AUGUGGAGAAAGUUUGGUAAUAUGGGAAUUUUAGGUGUCACAGCACCAGAAAUAUAUGGUGGAUUAAAUUUAGGUUACUUGGAACAUACUUUUAUUAUGGAGGAAAUAUCAAGAGCAUCAGGUUCUGUUGCUCUUUCCUAUGGAGCACAUUCAAAUUUAUGUGUUAAUCAGAUCGUACGAAAUGGUAACGAUAGCCAGAAAAAUAAAUAUUUACCUAAACUAAUUUCUGGUGAAUAUAUUGGAGCACUUUCAAUGUCUGAACAUAAUUCCGGCUCUGAUGUAGUAUCUAUGAAACUACGUGCUGAAAAAAAGGGAGAUCGAUAUAUUCUUAAUGGAAAUAAAAUGUGGAUUACAAAUGGUCCUGAUGCAAAUGUUUUAAUAGCUUACGCAAAGACAGAUCCUCAAGCAGGAUCCCGUGGUAUUACUGCUUUUUUGGGGUUUAAAGGAUUUUCAACUGCACAAAAGCUUGAUAAAUUGGGCAUGAGAGGAUCCAAUACUUGUGAAUUAAUUUUUGAUAAUUGUGAAGUUCCAGAUGAAAAUAUAUUGGGCGAAAUAAACAAAGGGGUUUAUGUGCUUAUGAGUGGGCUUGAUCUAGAAAGACUUGUUCUUUCAGGUGGACCAUUAGGUUUGAUGCAAGCUGCUCUAGAUAUUGUUGUUCCAUAUGUACAUACACGUAAACAAUUUGGAGAGCCAAUAGGACAUUUCCAAUUGAUCCAAGCAAAAUUAGCUGACAUGUAUACUAAACUCAAUGCUUCUAGAUCAUAUGUAUAUUCGGUGGCUAGGGCAUGUGACAGUGGUCAUAUUUCUAAUAGGGAUUGUGCUGCUGUCAUAUUGAAUGCAGCUGAACGAGCCACAGAAGUCGCAUUGGACGCUAUACAAUGUCUUGGUGCGAAUGGAUAUAUAAAUGAUUAUGAUACUGGUCGUAUUCUUAGAGAUGCUAAAUUGUAUGAAAUUGGAGCAGGAACUAGUGAAAUUAGAAGAUUGGUUAUUGGAAGGUGA
This is a messenger RNA of Entrophospora candida, 999 nucleotides long. The record is from the annotation of a GenBank genome assembly. Lineage: Eukaryota; Fungi; Glomeromycota; Glomeromycetes; Entrophosporales; Entrophosporaceae.